AGUGGGUGGCGCGGUCAGCCCAACGCAUCACCGGGGGACACAUACAGCACCCGAUGUCACAGGAAGGCGAAAAAUAUCAUGAAGGACAUCAACCAACCGAGUCACGGCCUGUUCACCCCUCUAUCAUCCAGAAGGCGAGGUCAGUACAGGUUACAUAUUUUCGGAUCCUACCAACUUCCCGCAAUAAGGAGGGUUUCCCCAAGGUUUGAAUACUGAACGUGACACUACUCGAACACUUCAUUCACUUCACCGCUUGCUCUUCAUAAAACUCCUCUGGAUUACUUUGCACUCAUCGGGAUAGCAGUUCACAAUCAAAGAUGUACCGGAACUUUGGGGACAUGGGCCGCGGAGGCAGCUCUACGUACCCCAACAGCGACUCUGGGCCCCCACACACCGCAUCGAGCGCUGUAUCCCAGGACACCAGCACUUCAACCACUCAACAACAUCAGAAGUUCACUGUGGCAGGAGGCAGUCAGUUUGUUCCCAGUCUCAACGACAUCACUUCCAACCAAGACCUCCAGUGGUUGGUCCAGCCCUCCCUCAUCGGUCCAGCUGGCCCCUCAUGGCCUCCACGUCCUCCUUGCCCACCUGUAGCAGGAAUGAGGUCCUUCAACCCCUCACCUUCCCAACCACACCUUUACAGACCAGGGGUCAUAAGGGCUGCGGCAAGUUCCGGAAGCACGACCAGACGCAGGAACGAUGAACAUUUGUCCCCAGAGGAGUUGGCAAGACGCAGAAUAAGGAGGGAGCGUAACAAACAGGCAGCUGCCAAGUGUCGUAACCGCCGACGUGAGCUGACAGACACGCUGCAAAGCGAGACAGACGAGUUGGAAGUUAAAAAGUCCCAUCUGCAGAAGGAGAUUGCUCAACUACAGAAGGACAAAGAAAAGCUAGAGUUGGUCAUAGAGGCCCACCGUCCCAUUUGCAAGAUCCAGGACUCUGACUCGGAUUCUGACCCGAGCUCAGGGCUUCCCUCAUUAGGAAUUAAAAUCGAGCCUGUGGACCUACCACGGUCCUCAGUAAAGAGCCAAUCAAAGAUUAAGAAGCCCAAACCCCAAAUUAUUAUCCCUGCUCGUCCUGUGACAUCCUUUACCGUCCCCAUAGAAUCUGAGUCCCUUCACACCCCAAUUCUUAUUUCUACUCCAUCUCUUACUCCUUUCAUGGCUAGUCUGGUCUUCAGUUAUCCCUCUGGCUCUCUAGACUCCAGUUCCACUAGUUCAUCCCAGGCUCUACCGCCUCUGCCAUCUUCCUCUCAACAGGAUGUGGCCCAGCAGUCUCGAAACCCCCAGCCCUGUAGUAUUGCCCAUCGCCGUAGCAGCAGCAGUGGGGACCAAUCAGAUCACUCCCUAAACUCCCCUACCAUCUUCACACUGUGAUUUAACGGGCCUCCAUGUUGGGAAAGACUGAGUGACAACACUGACGGUUAUGAAGAUGACGACGAUUAUGACAACGACAUGGGUGACCUACAAAAGCUAACACACUGACACUCACAAGGCAUUAUGGUGACGCAAACGACUCAUAUUUAAAGGAUUGUAUUGUUACACAAUUUUUUUGUUUUCCCUGAUGCAUUUAACUUCUGACUAACUACGGUAUAUGUGUUAUGCUCAAAACCCAAGAGGUAGAAUUGUGCAAAUGUUCAAACAAAAAUGCAUCAACUUUGUGCACUUUGUCAAUAAUGGUGAUAUUUUUGCAUUUGAAAUGUAGCAACCACAUCAAUUUACUGAAGCCUUACAUGUUCUGUAUGAACACUGGCCUUUAUUACCUGUAACAACAUGCUAAUAAACACGU
Molecule: messenger RNA, 1788 nt
Organism: Salvelinus sp. IW2-2015
Lineage: Eukaryota; Metazoa; Chordata; Actinopteri; Salmoniformes; Salmonidae
Product: fos-related antigen 1-like
Biological process (GO): regulation of transcription by RNA polymerase II
Cellular component (GO): nucleus
Molecular function (GO): DNA-binding transcription factor activity, RNA polymerase II-specific; RNA polymerase II cis-regulatory region sequence-specific DNA binding
Source: RefSeq, a predicted model, not a curated record